AUGGAGGAAGUGGAAAGGGCGAAUUUCGCCGCCAUAGAAAGCUGCCACCGUGUAAUCUCCAUUCUAUCCCAACCGCACGAUCAAAACCAGCUCAGAACCCUAUCCGACCAGACGGGCCAAGCCGUUCAGAAGUUCAGACGGGUCAUCUCCCUUCUCGGCUCCCCCUGUGGCCACGCCCGAGUCAGAAAAAGCAAGAAAAUCCAAACUCCUUUUCCCCAGAGCAUCUGUCUCGAAAAUCCAAUCAGCAAAACCGACGGUUAUCACCAAAUCCCGAACCCCCUCAGUCUCGUUAAGAUCAACCAUGACCUCUCUCUGGAAACCCCUUCUCUGGACCUUCACCUUUCCCACCAGAAACCGAGUCUUUCGAGCUAUCAUCACUUCUACAGGCGAAGCAGUAGCAGUGGGGGGGUUAGCCUCAAUUUCGACGGGUCCACCACCUGCACCACGCCCGCCAUGUCAUCCGCCAGGUCGUUCAUCUCGUCGUUGAGUAUGGAAGGGAGUGUGGCGAAUUUCGACAGUAACGGGUUUCGUCUGGUGGGGCCCGCACGCUCGGUGGAUCACGGCUCGUUCCAUCACAAGAGGAGGUGUUCCGGGAGUGUCAAGUGUGGGGGCAACAGUAGAUGCCAUUGUUCGAAGAAAAGGAAGCACAGAGUGAAGAGGUCUAUCAAAGUGCCUGCCAUAAGUAACAAAUUAGCUGAUAUACCGCCAGACGAGUACUCGUGGAGAAAAUAUGGUCAGAAACCAAUCAAAGGUUCACCUCAUCCGAGAGGAUAUUAUAAAUGUAGUAGUAUGAGAGGCUGCCCCGCGAGGAAGCAUGUGGAGAGGUGCUUAGAGGAGCCCUCGAUGCUCAUCGUCACUUAUGAAGGCGAACAUAACCAUCCGAGAUUGGCUUCACAAUCAGCCAACACAUGA
Molecule: messenger RNA, 912 nt
Organism: Striga hermonthica
Lineage: Eukaryota; Viridiplantae; Streptophyta; Magnoliopsida; Lamiales; Orobanchaceae
Source: the annotation of a GenBank genome assembly